Molecule: messenger RNA, 2007 nt
Organism: Miscanthus lutarioriparius
Lineage: Eukaryota; Viridiplantae; Streptophyta; Magnoliopsida; Poales; Poaceae
Source: the annotation of a GenBank genome assembly
AUGCUGUUGGCUAGCUACGCCUACGCGGUUGCUGGCCUGCUGAUCGCCCUCACGCUAGCGCUCGCGUCUGGUAUGCCAUGGCCAGCCUGCUCCACCAGCACCGGCAACUACACCGCUAACAGCACCUUUGAAGGCAACCUCCUCCUGGUGGCCGCGGCCCUACCAGGCAACGUCUCCAUGUCGCCUACCCUCUUCGCCAACGCCACAACCGGGACAGCGCCCUACACAGUUUACGCCAUCGGGCAAUGCAUCGGCUACCAGCGCCCCACUGCCUGCAGCGAGUGCAUCGCGGCCAGCUUUGAGCAGGCACAGAAGUUGUGCCCAUACAACAAGCGUGUAGCCAUCUUCUACGACACGUGCCUCCUUGGCUUCUCCGACCAAGAUUUUCUCGUCUCCCGCACCAACUUGCAGGACCAGGAGGUGGAGCUCUACAACGGUCAGAACAUCACCUCCAAAGACGUCGACCAGUUCAGCGCAUCCGCCUUCAAGCUCCUCAAUGCCAUGGCCGAUCACGUUGCCACCGCAAACUUACAGGACAAGUUCGUGUAUGGGUCCAUUGGCUUCGACGCGGCCUACCCCUUCAUCUACGGAAUGGUGUCCUGCACUCCCGACCUUGAGCCUUGGGAGUGCCGUGGGUGCCUUUCUUCGGCUAUUGCCGAGAUGCCACACGACUUCAUCCUUAACACGAAGGGCGCCAGGAUCGCAGGGCUGCGGUGCACCGUGCGGUAUGAGGUGUACCGUUUCUACAACAGUUCCACCGUGUUUCAGCUGCCACCGUCACCAACGGCACCGCCACUGCCAUCACCGCCACCAGCAGUCAUCCAGGAUGGGGGCAGGAGCAAAGUUUUUGUCAUAGCCUUGGUUGCGCCACUACUUGGAUCCAUUUUUGGUUUGACCCUAUGCUUCAUAUUCAUCAGACUAAACAGAAAAGUUCCACAUGGCAAGGCUAAAAUGAAUCUGGCGGAUGAUGAAGCCCUGGUUUGGGGAAUGGAAGGAAAGAGUUCAGAAUUGAUGGUUUAUGAGUUCACCCAAGUACUACAGGCUACAGGUGACUUCUCGGAAGAAAAUAAACUUGGGCAGGGUGGCUUUGGUCCUGUGUACAAGGGCCGAUUUCAAGAUGGGAUGGAGAUAGCAGUUAAGAGACUUUCUUCACAUUCAGGGCAAGGUUUCAUGGAGUUUAAAAAUGAAAUCCAGCUCAUAGCCAAGCUCCAGCACACAAACCUGGUUAGGCUCUUGGGAUGCUGCUCCCAGGGAGAGGAAAAAAUACUAGUAUAUGAAUAUUUGCCAAAUAAAAGCUUGGACUUCUUCAUUUUCGAUCAAACAAGGAGGGCUUUGCUUGAUUGGACUAGACGCCGAGCAAUAAUAGAAGGGAUAGCGCAAGGACUAGUUUAUUUGCAUAAGCACUCUCGGUUACGAGUUAUUCAUAGAGAUCUUAAAGCAAGCAAUGUUCUCUUGGACUCUGAAAUGAACCCUAAAAUUUCAGAUUUUGGGCUCGCUAAGAUAUUUAGCACAAAAGAUACUGAAGGAAACACAAGAAGAAUCGUUGGGACAUAUGGUUAUAUGGCUCCUGAGUACGCAUCAGAGGGCCUCUUCUCAGUGAAAUCUGAUGUAUUCAGCUUUGGUGUGCUAAUUCUUGAGAUCAUCAGUGGGAAAAGAGCAUCGAGUUUCCUUGGGUACGGGGACUUCAUCAACAUUCUAGGACAUGCAUGGCAGCUGUGGAAAGAGGGAUUAUGGCUUCAACUCGUGGACACAUCACUAGUUAGUGAUGUUCAUGCACUAGAAAUUGUUAGAUGCAUUAAUAUUGCCUUGUUAUGUGUGCAAGAGCAUGCGGCUGAUCGACCGACCAUGUCACACGUGGUUUCCAUGCUAAGCAGUGAGAGUAUGACACUACCUGAGCCAAAGCACCCUGCAUAUUUCCACAUAAGGGUGACCACCGAAGAAGUGUCCACAGUUUUUGAUCCGCCUAGUCUUAAUGGUGUGACAAUAUCUGCCCAAGAUGGUAGAUAG